AUGACAACCCUCCAGCAAACUGAGUUUACGGAUCGCCCUCGUCUGUCCCUGACCACAGCACUUGAUUCCCUUGCUAUUAACGGGAUCAUGCGACGUAUAUCUCGUAUGUUGUGCGACCGAGACACAAACAAAUCUGUCCCAAAACUGAGACACACAGAUCUGUCCCCAGACCGUGCCACACCAAGAUCUUGCCCCAGACCGAGACACAAACAGAUCUGUCCCCAGACCGAGACACAAACAGAUCUGUCCCCAGACCGAGACACAAACAGAUCUGUCCCCAGACCGAGACACAAACAGAUCUGUCCCCAGACCGAGACAAACAGAUCUGUUCCCAGACCGAGACACAAACAGAUCUGUCCCCAGACCGAGACACAAAAAGAUCUGUCCCCAGACCGAGACACAAAAAGAUCUGUCCCCAGACCGAGUCACACACAGAUCUGUCCCCAGACCGUGACACAAACAGAUCUGUCCCCAGACCGAGACACAAACAGAUCUGUCCCCAGACCGAGUCACACACAGAUCUGUCCCCAGACCGUGACACAAACAGAUCUGUCCCCAGACCGAGACACAAACAGAUCUGUCCCCAGACCGAGACACAAUCAGAUCUGUCCCCAGACCGAGACACAAACAGAUCUGUCCCCAGACCGAGUCACAAACAGAUCUGUCCCCAGACCGAGACACAAACAGAUCUGUCCCCAGACCGAGACACAAACAGAUCUGUCCCCAGACCGAGACACAAACAGAUCUGUCCCCAGACCGAGUCACAAACAGAUCUGUCCCCAGACCGAGACACAAACAGAUCUGUCCCCAGACCGAGACACAAACAAAUCUGUCCCCAGACCGUGCCACAAACAGAUCUGUCCCCAGACCGAGACACAAACAGAUCUGUCCCCAGACCGAGACACAAACAGAUCUGUCCCCAGACCGAGACACAAACAGAUCUGUCCCCAGACCGAGACACAAACAGAUCUGUCCCCAGACCGAGACACAAACAGAUCUGUCCCCAGACCGAGACACAAACAGAUCUGUCCCCAGACCGAGACACAAACAGAUCUGUACCCAGACCGAGACACAAACAGAUCUGUCCCCAGACCGAGACACAAACAGAUCUGUCCCCAGACCGAAACACAAACAGAUCUGUCCCCAGACCGAGACACCAACAGAUCUGUCCCCAGACCGAGACACACACAGAUCUGUCCUCAGACCGAGACACAAACAGAUCUGUCUCCAGACCGAGACAAACAGAUCUGUCCCCAGACCGAGACACAAACAGAUCUGUACCCAGACCGAGACACAAACAGAUCUGUCCCCAGACCGAGACACAAACAAAUCUGUCCCCAGACCGAGACACAAACAAAUCUGUCCCCAGACCGAGACACAAACAGAUCUGUCUCCAGACCGAGACACAGACAGAUCUGUCCUCAGACCGGGACACACCCAGACCUGUCCCCAGACCGAGACACAAACAGAUCUGUCCCCAGACCGAGACACAAACAGAUCUGUCUCCAGACCGAGACACAAAUAGAUCUGUCCCCAGACCGUGACACAAACAGAUCUGUAUCCAGACCGAGACACAAACAGAUCUGUCCCCAGACCGAGACACAAACAGAUCUGUACCCAGACCGAGACACAAACAGAUCUGUCCCAGACCGUGACACAAACAAAUCUGUCCCCAGACCGAGACACAAACAGAUCUGUACCCAGACCGAGACACAAACAGAUCUGUCCCAGACCGAGACACAAACAGAUCUGUCCCUAGACCGAGACACAAACAGAUCUGUUCCCAGACCGAGACAUACUCAGAUCUGUCCCCAGACCGAGACACAAACAGAUCUGUCCCCAGACCGAGACACAAACAGAUCUGUCCCCAGACCGAGACACAAACAAAUCUGUACCCAGACCGAGACACACCCAGACCUGUCCCCAGACCGAGACACAAACAGAUCUGUCCCCAGACCGAGACACAAACAGAUCUGUUCCCAGACCGAGACACAAACAGAUCUGUCCCCAGACCGAGACACAAACAGAUCUGUUCCCAGACCGAGACACAAACAGAUCUGUUCCCAGACCGAGACACAAACAGAUCUGUUCCCAGACCGAGACACAAACAGAUCUGUUCCCAGACCGAGACACAAACAGAUCUGUCCCCAGACCGAGACACAAACAGAUCUGUCCCCAGACCGAGACACAAACAGAUCUGUUCCCAGACCGAGACACAAACAGAUCUGUCCCCAGACCGAGACACACUCAGAUCUGUCCCCAGACCGAUUGUGGUCACUGUACCGACUGCUAUACUGGACAGGCGUGGACACUCGUGAUCGGCUGUUACAAAUGAAGAUUGCCGUUCUCGGGGCAACUGGCCCCUCGGGACUCCAGCUGGUUCAAGAAUCUUUAGAUAGGGGUCAUGAAGUGAAGGCACUGGUGAGGGACCCGGGCAAAUUAGGGCACAUCGAUGACCCCAAAUUAAAGUGUUGUCAUGUGUUUAUUCCUGUAUUAUUCGUAAAAUGUGUGGAUCUGAAUCGUGAAUCUGAAUGUGAGCAUGGAAACUUCUACCUGUACCUGCCCUGCUUACCCGCUGUAGAAAGCUUAUUUGGACUUUAA
This is a messenger RNA of Pecten maximus, 2601 nucleotides long. Its product is annotated as coagulation factor V-like. The transcript has 5 exons. The record is from RefSeq and is a predicted model, not a curated record. The coding region runs from base 1 to 2601 and encodes 866 amino acids. NCBI's taxonomy places the organism in Eukaryota, Metazoa, Mollusca, Bivalvia, Pectinida, Pectinidae.